CGCGGCUUCCUUCGCCCCUCUGACUGGGUUGAGCGAUCCCUUUCUCCCACCACCUCUUGCACAAUCUAAUCAGAAGUGGCUUCUGCGAUUGAGCAUCAUGGCUCUGCUUCCUCACACCUGCAAAUGGUUAUAAUCUCCCUCUAUCUCUUCGCCUUCUUCAUGGAGGUUGGUUCUCAGCCGAUUUCCCCUCAGAAGUUGAUGGCCCGUCACCCGGACACGAAGAAUCCGUCCCCGGACUCCCAGGGCCACAGUCUCAGUGACAUAGCGGUACUUCCGAUGGAACCAAAAUCACUGCGCCGAAGAUCAAAUGGUGAAGGUACGGUUCCCAGCGCGUCUGAUGUACAAGGCCAAGUCUCGUCACUCUCAAGGCAUACUGGCUCGGGCGUGGCCGGUCCGGAGAGAGGCAUCACUACUCCGCCCAACUGGGCACCACCCGGACAAUCCCAGGUAGCUACUCCGGGAAUGAAUCACAAAAGGUCACCUAAAGAAGGUAUUUCAAUGAGGGCGAUUCGUCAACACAUGUCACCCGGACAGGCAGUCCGACCUGGACAAGUCCGCACCCCAUCUAUUUGCUGGUUUGACCCUGGCCUCGGAUGUUGGUAGUAGCUGGGCUAGGAUAGAAUAAAUCAUCCUUCCCCUUCCUCUUUCCUUAUUGUCUAGCAUGAUACUCAGCUUGAGUUACAUAAACCAAAUUUUUUGAAAUUGGUGGUAGGAGCUGAGGUAGGAUAGAUGAAAUCGUUCUUCUCCCUUUCUCUUUGCUUGUCGUUUUUUGUCAUAAUCAACUUCGGUUAAAUCAACGUUUGUUGAAAAACUUUUGCAAAGAAUCAAAAAGCAAAGAAAUCCAC
Puccinia graminis f. sp. tritici CRL 75-36-700-3 is the source of this 845-nucleotide messenger RNA. RefSeq lists its product as uncharacterized. The record is from RefSeq and is a predicted model, not a curated record. NCBI's taxonomy places the organism in Eukaryota, Fungi, Basidiomycota, Pucciniomycetes, Pucciniales, Pucciniaceae. The transcript is spliced from 5 exons. Bases 124 to 603 code for a protein of 159 amino acids.